UCUUACAAUCAAAAGUUAACAAUUUGUUGUAUUCCGCUCAGUUAUUCAUUAUAUUUCAAGAGACUUUCAUAAUGAAGGUUGUAAUCACUGGCGCUGCUGGGUUCCUGGGGUCUCGCAUAGCAGACGAACUGCUCAAACCGGACUCUCCAAUACCCGUGAAGAAUUUAACCCUAGUUGAUGCUAUCCUUCCAAACAAACGCAAUGAUCCAAGAGUUAAAGUACUCGCUGUGGACAUAACAUCACCAGAAGCGGCUUCAAAUCUUAUAGAACCAGAUUGCGAUGUGUUCUUCCACCUUGCUGCCAUCGUCAGCGGUCAUGCCGAAGCAGACUUCGAUCUCGGAAUGGCAGUGAACUUCGACGCAACGAGAUCACUCCUCGAAGCGGCUCGGAAGAAAGUGCCGUCAUUAAAAUUUGUUUUCACCAGCUCCUGCGGCGUUUUUGGAGGAGAUCUACCUAAAACUGUGACUGACAUGACGGCCUGCCAACCCCAGACUUCUUACGGAACGCAGAAAGCGAUGUGCGAACUACUCAUCAACGAUUACUCAAGAAAGAAGUUUCUAGACGGCCGUUUCGUGAGACUACCGACAAUUUGUAUACGACCUGGUGCCGCUAACAAAGCGAUGACUUCUUUUGUCAGUGGCAUAGUAAGGGAGCCUCUGAAUGGUGAAGUCGCUAUUUGUCCUGUAGCUAGAAGUCAGAAAGUUUGGAUAUCAAGUCCAAGAAUGGUUGUGAAGAAUAUAAUACAUGCAGCUUUAGUUCCUGAAAGUUCUUUGGGUUUGUGGCGAGGAGUAAAUAUACCAGGCUUUUGCGUGUCUGUUGACGAGAUCUUAGCUGCUCUCAGGAAGGUAGCUGGUGAUAAAGUGGUGGCUCUAGUAAGAUUUGAGACAGAUGCGGAGAUAAGACGUAUGCUGGAAUCUCUUCCACUUGAUUUUGACAACUCACACGCCCUUAAACUUGGGUUCGAUGUAGACAAGGAUUUUGCUGACGUUAUCUAUUCUUAUAUACGCGAUGAUUUGAAGAGAUCUGUUUAAAAGUUAUUUACAUA
Messenger RNA from Amyelois transitella, 1045 nucleotides. RefSeq names its product D-erythronate dehydrogenase. The record is from RefSeq and is a predicted model, not a curated record. Lineage: Eukaryota; Metazoa; Arthropoda; Insecta; Lepidoptera; Pyralidae. Bases 72 to 1031 code for a protein of 319 amino acids. The transcript has a single exon.